UGCUGUCGGUAUCGGUACUGGUGAGCAGAUCGGUGGCUCGGUUCGGGUGUCAUAGAGCCGGGAUGAGGAGCGGCGGCGGGGCGGUGAUGGGGUUCGGGCUGGCGGCCGGUGGAGCGGCGGUGCUGUACCUCAGUUACCGGGGAGCGCGCGCAGGAGCCCGCAACAAUGCGUCCGUGCGCGCACACGAGCUGAACCGGCAGUUGGACUUGGAGGACGGAGACGUGUACAUGUCGUCCCACGAGCACCGCUUCCGUCUCUUCAGCUCGCUGGAAUACGAGGGUCAGCUGUACAUGACGCCUCAGAACUUCAUCGAGUCAGUGACCAUGAGCGAGCCAAAGAGUAAGAAACCCUGGAGAGCCCUCAGUAAACAGGAGCUGGAGAAGAUCCUCUCUGAGACACCUCCAGUGUGGAAAGGAAGUUCUACGCUUUUCCGAAAUCUGAGAGAGAGAGGCAUCAUCGCUUACACCGAGUAUCUCUUCCUGCUUUGUAUCCUGACCAAGCCUCAUGCUGGCUUUAAAAUAGCCUUCAACAUGUUCGACGCCGACGGCAACCAGAUGGUGGACAAGCAAGAGUUUCUGGUGCUGCAGGAAAUCUUCCGGAAGAAGAACGAAAAGAAGGGACGCAAAGGAGACGCAGAGAAGUCAGCUCAGCUGCGCACAGACGAGAGCAUGAUUGACACCACGCUGCUCAUACACUUCUUCGGGAAGAAAGGAAAGGCAGAGUUGACGUUUGACGACUUCUACAGGUUUAUGGAUAACCUCCAGACGGAGGUGCUGGAGAUCGAGUUUCUGACGUACUCGAAAGGCAUGACCACCAUCAGCGAGGAAGAUUUUGCUCGCAUCCUCCUGCGGUACACUAACGUCGAGGACAUACGCAGCUACCUGGAAAACGUGCGGCAGUCCAUUCCUGAUGAAAAGGGCAUCACUUUUGAUGAGUUCAGGUCUUUCUUUCAGUUCCUGAACAACCUUGAAGACUUCGCUAUCGCCAUGCAGAUGUACAACUUCGCCAGCCGUUCCAUCGGACAAGAUGAGUUUGCGAGGGCGGUGUACGUAGCGACGGGGCUUAAACUCACUCGGCACCUUGUGAACACCAUCUUUAAGAUCUUCGAUGUGGACCGUGACGACCAGCUGAGUUACAAAGAGUUUAUUGGGAUCAUGAAGGACAGAUUGCACCGUGGAGCCAGGGGCUAUAAGGAUGUUGAACGGUUCACUUCCUUCAGGUCAUGUCUGAAGAAGGAGCUGGCAGGAAGAUAAGUACACACAUCAGCAGGAAUGAGUUUUCCUCUCGGCCAAAACAUGGUGAGCGGGGAGCGAGUCUUCAGCUGUGUGCGGUCAGUCUGGGGUCCAUUUAAAGAACGAAGCCUUCAUCAUCACCUCCACCACCACCACCAUGAUCAGAAGUCUUCCACGGCACGUCUGCCAAGACGAUUCUGCAUGUUCUGCAUGACCUUUCUUCCCUUCUCUCAGUACUUCCAACACUUGAUUACUUGAAGUGGGGAUCACGUAUUAAAUUUAAUGAUCGAAUUAUUCAUGCAGCACACGACGACGCGAUCUCUAUUUAAAAUGCACACAGUUCAUCAUCCUGCUGUUUUUCUUAGCCUGUACGAUUUCAGUUUAUUUUAAUCGUUGUAAUUGAACAAGCCGGUAAUGAUACUGCUAUCCUAGUUUUCUUUUCGGGGGGGGGGGUAUUUAUUACUGUGAAUACUUUCACACCUGGAUUUAUUUCGAAUAAUUCGUUUACUCAGACAAGUGAAACCAAAAUGAGCAAACUAGCUAAAGCAGAGCUUAGAAUAAUGUACUGCAUUUUGUUCCGUAAUACUAUUUUUGAGUCUCAGUAAUGAUUGGUCAGAAGGUGUGUGUGUGGGGAUAAUCUAAGGCUAAUAAUCAACAGAUUAAAAACGCAUGGUGGAAUCAUUGAAAUGGUGACGUUUUCUGCAGUAAGGAAAUUUAACAUUUACAGAAGGAGUCUUCACUGCUCGAGAUAAAACUAACUUUUCCAACAUCUUUCUCCGUAACAUGACAAAAUGUAGGCUUUUUUUUUUAAUCUUAUGAACUUUGAGAUGAAGUAAAAAGAGAGGGUGGUCAGGGAACAACUGUUUACAACAGCGAUAACGCAAGCGAUAGCAUGAACAUUUAACACUAAAUGGAUAAAAUAAAAGUAUGAAAUAUAGAAUAGAAUACCUUUGUCACUAUACACAUACAAUGAGAUUUAAAGCAUCUCCAAUAACAGUUCAAACAGCGUGUAGAGAGAGAGAGAGGAAGGGGGGAGAAGAAAAAAAAGGGGGAUAUUCUGGAAUAAAUAAAAAAAAACAUGGUAACUGCUGUAGUAUAAGAGGAAUAAAACACUCGGGGCUGGGUUGAUGUAAGAAAAUGAUCGUCUUCGUGGCAGUAACAGUAACUCGAAGGCGGAGUUUUGUUCCUUAUCCAAUCACUGUUUAUAAUAUUAAAAAUGAAUAUACAGUACUGUGCGAAAGUCUUCGGCGCGUAUAAAGAAAUGAUGUGGACCAAAAAUGGCUUAAAAUUAUGAAAUCAAAAGUUUCAAUAUUUAAAAAAAAUAAAUACUAUAAACAGCAAUAAGCCAUAAUAAACGAAACAAAGUCAGUAUUUGGUGUGAGACGACCCUUUCCUUUAAAAAAAAAAAAGCAGUCUCGGGUACAGUGAGUGCAGUUUUGUAAGGAAGUGAGCUGUAGGUUUUACUGAGCAUCUUGCAGAACCAGCCACAGUUCUUCUGGACACGGAGUGUCCCACUCGCUUCUUAGACCCCGUCCACACGUAGCCGGGUAUCUGCUAAAUCGAAGAUAUUUUUCUACGUUUUGGCCUGUCAUCCACAUGAAAACACAUCAAAAACGAAUAUUUAAAAAAACUCCGGGCAAAGUGAAGAUUUUUGAAAACUCCGUGUAUGCCUUUUCGUGUAGACAGAGAUAACCGGAGGUUUGCGUUUUAGAACGUCACAAUCUGCGCCAAAAAAAUGACAACAAAUCUGCCCUGACGUCAAACGUGCAACCUUUGUUUACUGCAGAAGCCAGAUUAAGCAUGGACUUAAGCUAGCCGCACACCACGGCGAUCCACGCGGUACCGAACCGACCCAUUUCAGAGCCGACUCCCGACAGGGCACGCACAUAUCCCCCGACUGUUGACGAGUGCAGUCGCGAUUGAAGCGACA
Messenger RNA from Neoarius graeffei (lesser salmon catfish), 3162 nucleotides. RefSeq names its product mitochondrial calcium uptake family, member 3a (gene micu3a). Gene Ontology annotation, molecular function: calcium ion binding. The record is from RefSeq and is a predicted model, not a curated record. The coding region runs from base 63 to 1253 and encodes 396 amino acids. Gene Ontology annotation, cellular component: uniplex complex. NCBI's taxonomy places the organism in Eukaryota, Metazoa, Chordata, Actinopteri, Siluriformes, Ariidae. Gene Ontology annotation, biological process: calcium import into the mitochondrion; mitochondrial calcium ion homeostasis. The transcript is spliced from 13 exons.